Molecule: messenger RNA, 1038 nt
Organism: Molossus molossus (Pallas's mastiff bat)
Lineage: Eukaryota; Metazoa; Chordata; Mammalia; Chiroptera; Molossidae
Product: membrane-spanning 4-domains subfamily A member 8-like
Exons: 7
Coding region: 208-933 (241 amino acids)
Biological process (GO): cell surface receptor signaling pathway
Cellular component (GO): plasma membrane
Source: RefSeq, a predicted model, not a curated record
GGUGGGAAAGUGAGCUCUAGGCAGCUGAGGACGUGCCCUGCCACUUAAGAGAAGCACCUUGUUUUGUAUCUUUGUAAAGAUACUUUCCAACAGAACCCAGUGUUUGCUCUUUCAGAAACUCUGAGCCCUUCUGGGAAAAAAAGUUGCCUACAGCAAGCACUGUGGGAGACGGGCAAGAGAGACUUAGCUGCUGUCAAAGAAAACAGCAUGGACCCGAUGACUUCAACAGGCAGUGUGGCCACCUCUGUGUUUGUGACGGCACCCCAUGGGGCCCCAGGAAGCAUGUCUCAGGUGCCCCUGUAUCGAGUCCAGCAGUCCCAACUUUAUGUAGUUCCUGGGAACCCACAAGGAUUGCCACCUUUGGGUAUGCAACCUGCACAGAGAACCUUGAAAGAGGGCAAAGUUUUUGGGGCCAUACAGAUUCUGAUCGGCCUGAUACACAUCAGCCUCGGCAGCAUCUUGGGGACCCUCAUCAUGGACUAUGCAGCUGUGUCAUUCAUCGGAGGCUAUCCCUUCUGGGGAGGCAUCAUGUUCAUCAUUACAGGAUCCCUCACAGUGACAUCAGAAAGUCUGCCAAAUUCUUCUUGCCUGCUGAAUGGAAGCUUGGGCUUGAACAUCGUCAGUGCAAUCUUUUCUGUGAUUGGAAUUGCCCUCUUAAUCACAGAUAUGUGUGUCAACCCCAGAAGAUUCUACCAAGGUCCUUUCAGCAGUAUGGCCCCUGGAAUAGGUACUUCUGCUGUGCUGUUCAUCUUUAGCCUCCUGGAGUUCAGCAUUGCCUGCACGUGUGCCCACUUUGGCUGCCUACUGGUUCACCAUUCACAAAACAAUGGGACCCUAGUCUACCAAACUGUCAACAUGCCAAACACAGAGGCCAAUCCAGUACCAGAAAACUCACCACCAACUCAUUCCAGUGACGUCCAGGACUCCAAAUAAUCAGAGGUCCUACAACACCUUUCACAUGGAACAAAAGAAGAAAUCUCUUUUCUGGGCUUCUAAAACUCAUCUUCUUCUUUUCCUGACAAACUAAAUAAAAGUCUC